AUGUCAACCGGAACAUCCAUGGCCCCUCCUCCCAAAGCGACUAAUUGGCGCCUACCUCUCCUUCUGAGUCAAUCUCAUCUGGCAGCACCAGCGUCAAUUUGCAAAGCUUCUGCACCAUCUGAUCUAACACAAGCAACAGACGUACCUCCUCCACUGGCGCCUUCCGUCGAGGAAGCCUACCGCCGAAAAUGCAUACAGCUGAAGCAGCGUCUCAACGAAAUCGAGGCUGAUAAUGAGGCAACUCGUGUCCGAGUCCAGCGCAUCGAGCGCAGUAUCCAAAAGCAACGCAUCGAGCGUGCAUUUCUUCUCGAACAGUUAGCAAAGCGCACGAGCACCAAUGUUGAGGAUUCAGAGGGUAGUCCAAGUCCACCACCGACGCCUAAGGAGAAACCCCUCCGGACGAAACGCGGCCACCGAAAGCCAUCCUUCCUAACAAAUCUCGGCGAAGCUUCUGCAGGCAGUGCGUUCAUUCAACAAGGACCCAAUACACUUUCUCCCUCCUCGGACGCCUUCUCUCAUACGCAUCCUGAGCCCGUUCGCAAUUCUACCCCCCAACAUUUACCAAAGCGCCUGCUAUCAACAGUCAGCAAUGUAAACGGCACGCCAACGCCAGCCGGAUCUUCUCAGCAGAAGCCGCCGAAGAAUGCUUGGGAUCUUUUCUGUAGCGAGAUGAACCACAUUAUGCAAAAGAACAACCAACAGGCGAUCUUAGAUGGCGCAUUUGACAUUGAGGGGGCUCUUGCGCGUGCGUGGCGCGAGCUACCCGAGCCUGAAAAGCAGGAAUACCAGAUCCGUAUCGAGGCAGCGAAGAAGCAAAAUGCGGAAGCUACCCCUAUUGCUCCCCGACAAGCGAUCUUCGAUGCAGAAUCUCGAGCUGGCAGUACUGUUGCCACGGCGGAUGAUGAAGAUGUUGAGAUGGGAGACGAGAUUGCUGUUGAGAGUGGCUUCACGGCUGUCAAUCGGGAAUAG
Molecule: messenger RNA, 969 nt
Organism: Lachnellula hyalina
Lineage: Eukaryota; Fungi; Ascomycota; Leotiomycetes; Helotiales; Lachnaceae
Exons: 2
Coding region: 1-969 (322 amino acids)
Source: RefSeq, a predicted model, not a curated record